CUUUUCCUGUUAUUUUUUUAUGAUGUCACCUAAAAAAAGUCAUUGUAAUGUGGAGAAUAUUGUUAAAUACGUCUUCAGUAGCCCUACCUAAGUUACCCGCUUAGCCUGGUUUCAGAGUUUCAGUGUCUUGAGGGGUGUUUUUAAAAUACUUGGGAGAUUUCUGCUUUGAUAGCAACAUCAGUAGUUGUUUUUAUUGCUUUAAUUAUGAUCAUGGAAAUAGCACAUGCCUAUUUUCAUGUUCUAAACCAUAUAGAACUGUAUACACUAAAAAGUGAAAUCUUCAGCUCCACUACCACCUCCAAAAAAUUCCUACUUCCCAGAGGUAGCUACUGUUAACAGUUAAUGUAGCUCACUUUUCAGACUUUUUCAUGGUGUCCAGUAUAUUUUCUAUAUUAUUUAUUACACAUUUUCUAAAAUUUUGACAUUUCAAUGAUUUGUAUGUAUGUUAAUGAAAUCUGUAGAUUGAAGGUUUUUUUCUUGCUACUCUACUAAUUUUUGUGUUCUUUGUUUUCUAAAAGACUCCACAGGGAUCAUUCUCCAAAUCUGAUAUUCCAUCCUCAGAAAGUACAGAGUUACCUGUGGACUGGAGUAUUAAAACUCGACUCCUUUUCACCUCUUCUCAACCCUUUACCUGGGCAGAUCAUUUGAAAGCACAGGAAGAGGCUCAGGGUGUUAUCCAGCACUGCAGAGCAACAGAAGUUACUCUGCCUCAAAGUAUACAGGACCCCAAGCUCUGCACUGAGCUGCGAUGUGCUUUCCAGCAGAGCCUCAUUUACUGGCUCCACCCCGCCUUUGCCUGGCUCUCCCUCUUCCCUCGGAUCGGAGCGGAUCGGAAAAUGUCUGCAAACACAAGCCCUUGGUCAAAUGAUGAAACCCUGCAACAUGCUUUAAUGAGUGACUGGUCUGUGAGCUUCACUUCUCUAUAUAAUCUACUGAAGACAAAACUUUGCCCCUAUUUCUACGUUUGUACCUAUCAAUUUACUAUCCUGUUCCGUGCAGCAGGAUUAGCAGGAAAUGAUGUAAUCACAGCACUCAUAUCUCCUACAACUAGAGGUAUAAGAGAAGCUAUGAAAAAUGAAGGUAUUGAAUUUUCUCUGCCUUUAAUAAAAGAAAACGGCCAUGAGAAGAAGAAAGCAUCUGGAACAAGCUCGGGACAUGGGGAGGAGCAAGCGGUGAGUGAUGAAGAUGAAGAAGAAAGCUUUUCCUGGCUGGAGGAGAUGGGCGUGCGAGACAAGAUUAAGAAACCGGACACAUUCUCCAUCAAGCUGCGCAAAGAGAAACAUGAAGUACAAAUGGAUCACAGACCUGAGUCUGUUGUGUUGGUGAAGGGAACAAACACUUUUACAUUGCUAAAUUUUUUGAUCAACUGUAAGAGUUUAGUGGCUACUUCAGGUCCACAGGCAGGACUUCCACCAACCCUCUUAUCCCCGACAGCUUUCCGAGGUGCCACAAUGCAAAUGCUUAAGGCACGAAGUGUAAAUGUGAAGACACAAGCUGUUUCUGGAUACAGAGAUCAAUUUAGUUUGGAGAUCACAGGUCCUGUCAUGCCUCAUUCUCUACAUUCUGUGACCAUGCUACUCAAGUCUUCACAGAGCGGCUCGUUUUCUGCAGGACUGUAUACACACGAGCCGACCUCUGUGUUUAACAUCUGCCCACCAGGGGAUCAAGUACUGGGUCAGGACACUGUUCGUGAGGAGCUUGCUAACUGUGGAUUGCACCCCAAGACUCUGGACCAGCUCAGUCAAACACCAGUGCUGGGGAAGUCAUCCUUACGGAAUGUGGAAAUGAGUGACUACAUUUAUAGCUGGAGAUCCUGAACACCAAAGUAAGCCUAAAAGGAAUCUGAGGAAAAAAGCCUCGGGCAAGGAAAUUCAAGAUUCUUAUACCUUUGGCUUUAAACUUCAUUUUGGAAGUUAAAAGGAAUAGAACUUUUAAGAUAUUCAGAUGUUUAUAAACAUUAACCUUUAACGUUUAUUACAUGCACUAAGGAGUAGCGUUAAGAUUUUAAAUCAACAUUUUCUGGUUUUACCAUUUUUUGAUUAGACAUUCAGAUAUGAAAUGUCAAACUUUUAAAAACCUUAAAUAACUUGAAUGAGAGCUCUAGAUCCCUAUAACCUAAUUACAACUGAAUAGGAAACUGGAUCAGUAUCAGGGUUUCCUUUCAAAUGGGAAAUUGAGGCUAACACGUCAAGUAACUCAUGGCAUCCGGGCAAAACUGUAUUUAACGAUUUACCUAGGAUGACACGCAAGUUCUAGCUUGUAAAGGUAGAAACCAAACGUAGACAGUAUCUACUGCACCGAUUGUUGAUGCGUAGUUGACCGUAGUUGCUUUCUUACUGAUUUAUAAUUAUUCUAUUCUCAAAUACGUGUGUGUAUGUAUUUAAUUCAUGUUCAUUCCGUUAAGGGUAUUUUGUAUUCCAUGUAGAACAGAUUAGUGUUGAGUUGUAAAAUGUGCUCAGCUGUCAUGGCAAAGUAGUAUUUAAUAUGCUUUUAGGGUGUGUGUGUGUGUGUGUGCGUAGUGCAAAUCUUCUUAAAUAAAAGUGCUUAGAAAUCAAAA
Messenger RNA from Miniopterus natalensis, 2557 nucleotides. The record is from RefSeq and is a predicted model, not a curated record. Lineage: Eukaryota; Metazoa; Chordata; Mammalia; Chiroptera; Miniopteridae.